Stylonychia lemnae is the source of this 357-nucleotide messenger RNA. The record is from the annotation of a GenBank genome assembly. NCBI's taxonomy places the organism in Eukaryota, Ciliophora, Spirotrichea, Sporadotrichida, Oxytrichidae.
AUGAAUAAACUAUUGGCGAUUAGCUUGGCUUUACUUGUAGUGUUUGCAUCAAGCAAAAAAAUAGUUAUUACUGAGGAGUAGAGACUAUCAUACUAUUAAAAAUUAAGAUAAGAGUUUUUGGAAGCACAGUAAGCCAUCUUACAUAUUCAACAAGAUAUAAAUAACUUGCAAAAUCUCUAACCUGCUCUUGAUGAUAACGGAUCACUCAUCCAUACACUUGAAAUUUCAGAUUAUCCAAAAGUUGAGAAAAGAAGAAUAAGAAGAAGGGCAAAACCAAAAAAUAUUGUCAAAAACUUAGAUUAUGUCUUCUAUGGUAACCAUGAUAAUAUUAGAUUUGAUAUUGAUAAAUGCAAAUGA